This is a messenger RNA of Ruditapes philippinarum (Manila clam), 1995 nucleotides long. RefSeq lists its product as uncharacterized. The transcript has 7 exons. Lineage: Eukaryota; Metazoa; Mollusca; Bivalvia; Venerida; Veneridae. The record is from RefSeq and is a predicted model, not a curated record. Bases 751 to 1914 code for a protein of 387 amino acids.
AGUAUUUGUAUAAAAAAAGAACAAGGACAUUAACAUUUUGACAAUUGAAACUAGACAAAUUUAAAGUCUCUUUAUUUCAAGUUUAUCGGAUACCGGUAUUUUCAUAAUAUAAAUUUGGAACAAAAAGAUGUAAAUAGACGGAUAAUCGGUUUAAUAAAAUGUUAUGCAUGUAACUAGGGGAAUACGAUACAAAACUACAAGGUAAAGAAAAAGUAGGCACACUAGAAAAAGUCAGGUUGACUUACACAUGAGAUAGGACAUGUAAGACAAGAUUUUACGACUUAUAAAAAACAAACGGGCAAACGAGAUACAAAAAAAUACGACGUGCAUAAAAAACGACACAUGAGAUAAGAAAUAUAUGGCGUUCAAAAAGAUAGGCAACUACUACAUAGGAGCCUUAAAUACGAAAAUAACGAUACAUAAAAAGACAAGCGCGUGAGAUACGAAUAUAUCAUCAGAAAAAGUCAGGCUCAUGAUAUAUGGAAAAUGUGACGUAAUUCAAGGCAGACACAUAAAUAAAGAGAACAAUAAUUUCAAAACCAGCGCAUAAAAUACAUAAACUCCAGUGUACACAUAAAAUAAAAAAACAGCAACGACGUACAUUUAGACAUGCGCAUCAAAUACGAAAACUACGACGUACAAAAAGGCAGUCUGACAUGUGAACAAAGGCAGUCACAUGAACAAAGGCAGUACUAUGAACAACUACGUACAAAAAGGCAGACACAUAAAAGACGCAGUUAAUACGUAAAAAUGGAUUGUACUUACUUAAAACUAAGAUGUAAUAAAUGGAAGAAAUUUAAAACACUGGAUAUCUUAAAGCAUUCAUGUUGGCACGUGUUUGGUAAGGUAUCCAUUAUCAACACUACCACGUUGCUUUUGUUGUUGAUCCUGUACUUCAGCAUGUUUGAUGGAAUACCGAAAGAAGAUUUUAUAGAACCUGCCUUUAUACCAAACGAUAACACCAAAGAACUUUCGUUUAUGUGCAACGAAACUUUUAACAGUUCUUUAGAGGAAAAUUUAGAUGUUAUUCAGAAUUACCCGCGCGGAAUAGCAGACGACUACCUCUGGAAAGUGGGAGUGAACAUGUCCGAACCAUACCGAAUGAAAGAGUUUCCAGUUUUCGCGACUGCAAUUGACCGGAAGUACUACCCACAAUCACAGGGUCUAUUUCAUUCUCUUCAUAAGAGAUUUCUUGAAAAUCCAAAGUAUGCAAAAAACGUGAAAAUUAUUGUGUAUGACCUCGGUAUGACGUCACGUCAGCUUCGAAUGGUAUUGAAACACUGCAAAUGUGAAAUAAGGAGAUUCCCGUUUGACCAGUUUCCACCUCACGUGAAAGUAUUACAUACUUACGCAUUUAAACCGAUUAUUGUACAGCAAUUACUAAUGGAGUUUGGUUUUGUAUGGUGGAUGGACAGUUCUGUCAGAUUCACGACCAACGAUAUAGAUUCUGCUGUAAUGUAUACCAAGAAAUAUAGUAUGCUGUACACAGUUUCCACCUCGGACAGAGUUGAACUUAGUUUGACAAAGCAAACAGACGGACGAACAUUCAAGUUCUUAGGUGAAGAUCGCUGCAAAUUUAGACCAUUUGGAGAAACGUGGGCUACAACGGUCAUGUUUCAUUAUGACCGGAUGUCACGUGCUGUUGUUCAAGCGUGGGCGACAUGCGCAUUGAAUCAAGAUUGCAUUGCGCCAACCGGAAGUUUAGAAAAAAUAUUAUGUCAUAUGGAACAGACUUUCGAUGGACGGUGCCAUCGUUUUGACCAAUCAGUGCUUAGUAUCAUUACGCGAAGAUUAUUCCAUGAGCAAAACGUUUAUCCACUGGACAAAACUUUGAAUGAUAUUUACGUUAUAAAACGCGGAGAUAUUGUGCCGUAUUUUGAAUCAUGUAGACCGAUUAUUAAAUGCAUUCUGUAAAUAAUAUUUUAAAGAUACGUAUUUAUAAUGUAAAUAUUCAAUAUUUAUUAUGCUUAAUAAUGUUUAUUAUUUCGUAUAGAA